Messenger RNA from Patiria miniata (bat star), 1553 nucleotides. Its product is annotated as biogenesis of lysosome-related organelles complex 1 subunit 4-like. The record is from RefSeq and is a predicted model, not a curated record. Bases 38 to 583 code for a protein of 181 amino acids. NCBI's taxonomy places the organism in Eukaryota, Metazoa, Echinodermata, Asteroidea, Valvatida, Asterinidae. Gene Ontology annotation, cellular component: BLOC-1 complex. The transcript has 5 exons.
GUAGCGCCACCUAGUGUUGAGAGAUUCUUAAAGCAAGAUGUCGGACCCCGUGACGGAGGAAAACAAGGAUUGCGAUCCUGACAGAACCGCUGAAAUUUUGGAAGAAACCGCCAGAGAUUAUGCGGAAUAUGUAAUGGUAGAUCCACAGAGGGAGAAACUGCAACUGGAUGAAAAGAUUGAAGAAAUGCUAACGAGACUGGAUGAAUUCUGUGCCGUUGUAGACAUGAUUCGCACAGAUUCCUCCUUGUCACUGAACAGAAGUCUCCCAGGUAUCCACGCCAAAGCUCAGGAAAUCAAAGCCAUCUUCCACCGAAUCGAUAAACUCGAGGAGUUUGUUAGUGUCGUCCGUGAUAAUGUCGCAACCAUGGAAGAGGAAGUGAAUGAAGUUGAGAAAGAGCAAGGAACUCUGCAUUCCAUCAAGAACCUGCUGAGUGCCCUGCCGGUCUUCACCACGAAAAGGAGUACAGGUCCGAAACCGCCAAAGAAAUUCACCCCCCUGGAGAUUUUCAAAACCUCUGAUUACAUCAAGGCAGAGCCAGCUGAAGCAACACCAAAUCCCGAAGCAAACAGCGAGAACACGUGAUGCGAAAUGAAGGCACGGUCCUGGUCCUCUUUUAUCAAAUCAAAAUAUCUGAUCCCGCGACCCUAGCUGAUAAUACAAGGUACUAUUUUCGGAAGGUGAUUGUGUGGUUGGAGAUUGGACAUUGAACAGCCAUGAACUCUAUUUUUCUGUACAAAAUACUGCACUGUAAGUGCAUUCAGAUUGUAUGCAAGAGCCCAAAAUAGAUUUUUUUGUAUGGACAGUUUUGUGUCUCAAUAGGUUUUAUUCAAGAUUUAGCCAUAUUAAAUUGAAAGCGAGAUAAAACCUUCAUUUUUGGAACUUUCGAAUAGAAAUAAAAGCAACGACAUAAAAUUAAUGCCAGUUUGCUCGGAGGAAAAAUUUAAAAUUUGUUAUUAAACAUACCCCAAUGUUUUAAGCCACGUUAAAAAAAAUGUGAGGCUUGGAACGCAUGAAUAGUCUGGUACCAUCCCAUUCAACAGUUUACAAUUGAUAAAAUACAUUCAGGGAACAUGACCAAAAGGGCUUCCCAGUGCAUAAAGUAUAUUAAUCUGCUGCAUAUGCAUACCACAUAGCUUCACACAUUAAAUGAAUGUUAGUGACUUUGCCACCACAACAAAAACUGGCAAGUUGUAGCGUAGUCUACCGUUGCCCUUCAUUCAUCUUUGAAGGAAAAAAAUGGAAUUCGAGCCUGUUAAAACUGGUCCCAGAGUGCACAAAAUUCUAUUCACUGGUGAUGUCACAUAUGUAACUUUGAAACAAAAUUAGUAAAAUGUGGCCAAAUAAUUAUUAAGUAUCAACAACCAUGGUGAAUGACUGUUAAUGUGGAAUGACAUGAAUGAAUACAACAGCUCAGAAAUGCAAUCUUGUAUAUAUUUAAGUAGCAGCUGUUUAGAAUUAGUGCAGAGGGAUAAAUUAUCAUCUCAAAUAUUUUAGCAUUGAUUUUAUAAACAUGCAAUUAUGAAAUAAAAAAAUAUGUUGCUGACGAAAGUGA